Numida meleagris (helmeted guineafowl) is the source of this 3364-nucleotide messenger RNA. It is a transcript of the gene PIP5K1C, whose product is annotated as phosphatidylinositol-4-phosphate 5-kinase type 1 gamma. The record is from RefSeq and is a predicted model, not a curated record. Gene Ontology annotation, biological process: phosphatidylinositol metabolic process. Lineage: Eukaryota; Metazoa; Chordata; Aves; Galliformes; Numididae. Gene Ontology annotation, molecular function: phosphatidylinositol kinase activity.
AGGGAGUCACGGGACGGGGGCUGCCCGCAGCAGCCUAUGCCAGGGCCCGGCUGCCGCUAGGUGGUGCCGGUGGCCGGAGGGCGCGGGGCUCGGCCUGGGGCUGGGCCGCAGGACACGGCGGGGCCGAGCGGGGCUUUGGGACAGAGAGGGGGAGCGGUCCCCCGGCAAGGAGCGAACCCGGAGGUUUCAGCGCUGCUCCGCCGCACCGGGGCCCGGCACAGGCAGCCCCAACCACGGGGCAGCAGCGGACCCCGCUGCCAUGGCAACGGCCCGGCCCCGCCCCCGCUGCCAUAGCGACGCUCAGGUCCCGCCCUCAGCGCUCGAUGCACAGCAGGCAUCGCUCUAUCUCCGCCGCUGUGUGGUGCGCCGGGCCCCAUUCCCGUCCCCGCGACUCCCACCCCAUCUCGGUCCCAAUCCCGGUCCCGGUCUCGGCCCUGGUCCCGAGGACUAUCGCGACACCCAGCCUCCCAGUCGCGAUUAGUUCUGGCGGAAGGGGGCGGCCCCACUUCCGGCUGUGGCCGCGGCCCACUUCCGCCCUGAGCCGCCGGGGCGUGUCUGGCCGCGGCGCCUCCCGCGCUCUAUGGUCCCCACCGUUCCCAGGCUCCUCAGCGGCGGCAGCGGCCGGAGCCGGGAGGAGCUCGGCGGCGGCGGGGGCCUGCCGUGCCCUGCCCGCGCCCUUGGCGGCGGCGGCCAUGGAGCUGGAGGUGCCCGAGGAGGCGGAGGGCCCGGCCGUGGCUGGGGCCGGCGCCAUCACCCCGGAGGCCGGCGUCUGGCACCGAAGAAAGCAGCCGUCACCGAGGGCCCGUCACUACCAGGACAGCCUGGCCAAGGAAAGAAGAUUGGUCAUCGGAGCGUCGAUGCUUCCGGAGAAACCACCUACAAAAAGACCACUUCCUCCACGCUGAAGGGGGCCAUCCAGCUGGGGAUCGGGUACACGGUCGGCAACCUGAGCUCCAAGCCAGAGAGAGAUGUCCUGAUGCAGGACUUCUACGUGGUGGAGAGCAUUUUCUUCCCGAGUGAAGGAAGUAAUCUCACCCCAGCUCACCAUUAUGCCGACUUCAGGUUCAAAACCUAUGCACCAGUGGCUUUUCGAUACUUCCGAGAACUCUUUGGGAUUCGUCCAGAUGAUUAUUUGUACUCGUUAUGUAACGAGCCCCUGAUAGAGCUGUCAAACCCUGGUGCCAGCGGCUCCCUCUUCUAUGUCACCAGCGACGAUGAAUUCAUCAUAAAAACUGUGAUGCACAAGGAAGCUGAAUUCCUCCAGAAGCUCCUUCCGGGCUACUACAUGAACCUGAACCAGAACCCACGGACGCUGCUGCCAAAGUUUUAUGGACUGUACUGUGUGCAAUCGGGGGGCAAAAAUAUCCGCGUGGUCGUGAUGAACAACAUUCUGCCUCGCGUGGUGAAGAUGCACCUGAAGUUCGACCUGAAAGGCUCAACCUAUAAACGCCGGGCAUCCAAGAAGGAGAAAGAAAAGUCCAGCCCCACGUUCAAAGACCUGGACUUCAUUCAAGACAUGCCCGAGGGCCUGAUGUUGGAUGCAGACACCUUCAGUGCGUUGGUGAAGACGUUGCAGCGAGACUGUCUGGUGUUGGAAAGCUUUAAAAUCAUGGACUACAGCCUGCUGCUUGGCGUCCAUAACAUAGACCAGCAAGAACGGGAGCGGCAGUCCGAGGGAGCGCACAGCACGUCGGAUGAGAAGCGUCCCGUGGGGCAAAAGGCACUUUACUCCACAGCCAUGGAGUCCAUCCAGGGUGGGGCUGCCCGGGGGGAGUCCAUAGACACAGACGACACGAUGGGAGGAAUCCCGGCAGUGAAUGGCAAAGGAGAGCGUCUCCUGCUACACGUAGGAAUAAUAGAUAUUCUUCAGUCGUACAGGUUCAUCAAGAAGCUGGAACAUACCUGGAAGGCCCUUGUCCACGAUGGGGACACGGUGUCAGUACACAGACCCAGCUUCUAUGCAGAGAGAUUCUUCAAAUUCAUGACCAACACGGUGUUCCGAAAGAAUUCCUCUCUAAAGUCAUCUCCCUCAAAGAAAGGGCGUAGUGCCUUGCUGGCUGUCAAGACGCCUGGUCCAACAGCUGCGUUCUCAGCUAGCCAGCUCCCCUCUGAGAAGGACGAAACGCAGUACGACCUCCGCACAGCCAGGAGCUAUCCCACCCUUGAUGACGAAGCAGGCAGACCAGACCUGCUCCCCUGCACACCUCCUUCCUUUGAAGAAGCUACCACGGCCUCCAUAGCCACAACGCUCUCUUCAACAUCUCUCUCUGUUCCUGAGCGAUCCCCUUCGGAGACAUCAGAGCAGCCUAGGUACAGGAGACGCACGCACUCCUCAGGGCAGGAUGGCAGGUCACACGAGGAGGUGCGAGUUGAAGAGGAGCUUCAGCAGAUCAGUGUAGAGCUGGAGCCCAAGUGUGACGUUGAGAUCGUAGCUCCCGAAGAAGACGACAAGGAAGAAGCGGCUUCUUCAGCCUGUGCCAUUGUAAUGUCCACAGCUACAAUAGAGGUGGAGACGGCCAGCCAGGCCUCCGAACCAGCCAGCCAGGCCUCGGAUGAAGAUGACGUGCCAGUCACAGACAUAUACUUUGCAGUUGCAUUAGGUGAUGCAGUGGAAGUCUAGUACUGAGACAGGGAGUAAGUGAGGUGGUUGCUGUUGGCAGCAGAGUGCCGUGGAGCCUGGGGCUGUGUUCCUCAGCCAGCUUCCACAACGUCUGAGCAGCUUCUGCAGAAUGGAGAGGAGUUUUUAGGAACGUGUGCCUGCUCUGUGGAUUCCCAGAGUGGAGCUGAGGGUCUGACCCCUGGCAGCUCUCCCCCAUGUCCUGGCACUGGAACCUUUCCAUUAAAAGAGGUGCUCUGCUCCAACUUGCAUGGCGAUGGAGAUGAGCUGUGCCCUGUGAGCUCCUUCAGGCUACCCUGAAAAUGGCAACAUUUGGCUCUCCCUCUGCUCGUGUGGCUCUGCUGCAGAGCUGCUCACUCGUUGCCGAGUCUUUUGGAGGCUCCUGGGAGCUGCAGAAGGAAUCAAUUUUACAAGCUUGUCUGUUUGGGUUUUUGUGCAUGCUGUUCAAAAUGCAAACAGCUCCCUCUAACACUGGCUGCUCUUUCUUUGCCUGUGGAUGGCAGCUGUGUGCAGGCUGCCUGCAGAUACUGCCUGUUCCACUGGCAAAUGUCUCCUAGCAAGGGGCAGCUCCCUUCCUCCCUGUCCAUGGGCACGUGGACUCCCCCCAACUUCCACGGGGCUCUUCUCUAUCCAGAAGAAACCAUUUGUGUGCAGUGUGUGCCCACAGAGAGCCCGACUGACUCAUCAGCAUUUCAUACUCAUCUGAGUCCUUGAGUUUUGCAUUAAAUGUGUGUUGUGUGCUGUGGA